AAUUAUAAUAUAGAUUUCUUAUUCAAUUUGAAAUCUAAAGAAAUUUGUUGAAUAAUGUUCCGCAACCAAUACGACAGUGACACAACAACAUGGAGUCCCCAAGGCCGUCUAUUCCAGGUGGAGUACGCCAUGGAGGCGGUUAAGCAGGGAUCUGCCACUGUGGGACUCAAGAGCCGGGACUAUGCUGUGCUCAUCGCCUUGUGCCGCUCCUCGAAAGACGCUGAAGAUAGUCCCAACACGCUGCAGCGGAAGAUCAUGCCGGUAGACGCCCACAUGGGCAUGUCCAUAGCCGGACUGACUGCGGACGCCCGGGUAGUUUGCCAGCACCUUCGCUCCGAGUGCAUGAUGUACCGACACUCGUACGAUGUGGACUAUCCGGUGCAGCGUCUAGUGACCAAUUUGGGCAUCAAACUCCAAGCCACCACCCAGCGCUACAACCGCCGUCCCUUCGGAGUGGGAAUGCUGAUAGCAGGCUAUGACGAGAAGGGUACCCACAUCUUCCAGGUGAUGCCCUCGGCCAAUGUCUUCAAUUGCAAGGCCAUGGCGAUCGGGUCGCGAUCGCAAAGCGCCCGCACCUACUUGGAGCGGCACUUGGACAGCUUCGAGAAUUGCACCAAGCAGGAGUUGAUUUGUCACGGCAUCCAGGCUGUUCGCGGAGCCCUGGGCAACCAGGAUAGCACUGAAUUCAUCAUAAAUACAGCCAUUGUCGGCAAGGACGAGCCCUUCAAAAUUCUUAGCGAAUCGGAAAAUCAAGUCUAUUUCAAAAUAGCCAAGACCAUGGGAAAUCCGGGGACGAGCGAUGCAGAAGAUGAUCGCUCUAUCGGUGGGACGAUGAAUAUGAUGGAUGAUAUGAUGGAGCAGGGACCCAGCGGCAUUGGAGCUGGGCCAGCCGAAGACACAGACGCAGAGAGCAAUGCCAGCCUGGAGCCAGAGCCCCAGUAAGGAAUCGUAUCU
Molecule: messenger RNA, 954 nt
Organism: Drosophila bipectinata
Lineage: Eukaryota; Metazoa; Arthropoda; Insecta; Diptera; Drosophilidae
Gene: Prosalpha6T
Product: Proteasome alpha6 subunit, Testis-specific
Biological process (GO): proteasomal protein catabolic process; ubiquitin-dependent protein catabolic process
Cellular component (GO): nucleus; proteasome core complex; proteasome core complex, alpha-subunit complex
Source: RefSeq, a predicted model, not a curated record